GGAAGCCGCCCUCAGGCCUAGCUCCGGACAGGCCCCGCCCUCGGGGUCCCGAGCUUUGUGGGAGGGGCUGUCAGAUAGCUAGCCCGGCCCCUCCAGCCUGGCGGAAACGACCCGCCCGGCAGAUCCCGGGACCUUCUAGCUCUGGGUAACGGCUCUGCCUUUUGGCCACUCUGUCCCCUUAGCUUGGGGGACCGUCCCGCCCUUCCCUGUCGGCCCCAGGAGAUGGCUGCCCUGUUACCUCAGCGAGAACAGGCCCUCUGCCCAUCUCCUUUCCUUGAGGUGGCUGUCUCCUCUCCCCUCACUUCUGGAAGAUGUCCGCUCCAUCUCAUCGUCCCGAAGGGUAACUGAUCUUAUCCCCAUCGGUCCCUUGGGAUGAUCUCUCCAUUUCCUACGCCCCGACAGAGACGGCCACCCCCUCUCCCUGGCAGUGGGAAACAGACUGCUCCCUCCCCAUCAACUGCAGUGAUCUCUGAGUUCCUUUAGCUAGAACAGGCCUGUUCCGCAUUCCUAGGCCCCUAGUGAUGGCCGCCCUCACCUCUUUCACUACAUGGGAUGUUUGCUCCUUCCUUUUAGCCAGGGACAAGACCAUUCUGCCCCCAUCUACCAGGAAGAUAACAGGUUUUGUCCCAGUGGCCUGUUGGAAUGGCUUCACCAUCUCUUUUGUCCUGAGGUUGGCAAACCCCUCUCUCUGUCCAUGGGAAACAGGCCACCCUUUCCCAUCAGUCCUGGAAUGAUGCUCCCUAUACUUAGCAAAAAUAGGCCUGUUCCCACCCCGUUGAGCUUGCAGUGCCAUCCCUUCCACCCUUAGCUUCAAGGGCUAUCUGUUCCAUCCCCAUAAAUCCUAUGAGUGACCAAUCAUAUAUCCAGUAGCCCCCUUGAAAUGGGGCUCAUGGGAUGGCCACUCCAUCCUUAUCACUGCCUCCUCUGGUUCCUUUAGAAAGACCACCUCCUUCUUAGGUCAAUGAGUAUCCCUCCCCUAUCCACCCCAAGGGAUGACAAGUUUGUUCCCCUCUCUCUUUGUUCUUGGGUUCGCUGCUUAGCCCCAGAAGACAGAAUGGCCAGUAUCUUAGCUCAGCUCAAAGAGGCUUUCCUUCCUCCCCGAAGAGAUUGGGGCUUGACAGUUCCCAUCAAUACUGUCUUCCCCAUGCCCAACCUCCCUGGUCCAGAAGUCUAUUCGCCCAGUCAUUCUCCUCUCAGUAAUGACUAUUUUAUUUCCCUGACCCCUUCCCUGAGCAAACUCUUGGUGAAAAUAGAGGUAGAGAACUGGACUGUUCAUCCUUAAUUUAAUCCAAUAAGUAUUGGCUGAGCAUUGCACCUAUGUGCUUGGCAGCUGAGAAGGGAAGGAGCGAUCACAACAGGUUGGUGAAGUCAAGCUUCAGGAAGGGCAUCCCAGGGAAAAGGCCCACAUAGGCAAAAGGAAAUAGACAUGCUGUGUUUGUAGGACAGUGGGGAGACUGGAUUGGGGAAGUUCAGGGACCAGCAAGUCCAAUUAGGCAUGGACACCUGACAGUGCUGAUCCAGGAAUAGAGACUGUCCUGAGAGUACUGGUGAACCCUGAAGAUUUACGGCAGGGAUGCUCACAUAUAUUCUGAGCUUCCUGCCUCUGUCAGAUCAGAAAGAGGCCUCCCUCGUGAGUUGGGCUUGGUACCGUGCAGCCCAGAAUGCCCUUCGGGAGAGAGACUUGCGAUACAACAUCCCCGUGUCCUCUGCCUCCCUCUCGGCCAUCAAGAGCCUGGGCCUCAAGAGCGUCUGCUGCAUCAGCCUGACCAACCUGGAUGACUCUCCAGCUUCACACCAGGUGCUACAAUCUGUUGCCUACCACCUGGGCCCGCACCUGCAGAGCUUGUCCCUGGGUGGCGGCAGCCCCACAGAGGCCUCCUUUGUAGACCUGAUCCUGGGCUGCCCAACCCUGCGUGUCCUUGACCUCAGUGGCUGCAAUAGCCUCUUCACCUCGGGCACAUGGCUGGCUCAGCCCGAGACAACACACAGCAUCCGGCAGACCUUGAGUGGCCUCCAUGAGCUCAACCUGACUGGCCUGCGGGACCUGGCUGACCUUAGCUUCAACCGGCUCAGCAGCUGUGCCCCCAGCCUGGAGCGCCUCUCCUUGGCCUACUGCCACCUCACCUUCGAGCCGGACCCAGCCCGAGGCUGCAGCAGCCCCCAGGACUCCUCUCCCUCUCAGUUCUCCUUCAGCAACCUGCUGCGAUUCGUGCAGGAGCGGGCUGGCAGUCUGCAUGCCCUAGACUUGAGUGGCACUGGCUUGCCACCCGAGGCCCUUUGGGCCCUGGGCCAGGUAGCUGGGCUGCAAUUGCAGGAGCUGAGCCUGCACAGCUGCCGGGACCUCUCCACAGAGGCCGUGGCCACCCUGUGCCUCCAGCAACCAGGCCUUAUCUCCCUGGACCUCAGCGGCUGCUCAGAACUAACUGAUAGGGCACUCUUGGCUGUGAGCCGAGGCCUACAGCACCUGCGGCGCCUGAGCCUGGGGAAGCUGCAGCGGCUGACAGAUGCAGGAUGUACAGCCCUGGGUGGCCUGCAGGAGCUGCAGAGCCUCGACAUGGCCGAGUGCUGCCUGGUGAGAGGGUGGGAACUGGCCCGGGCCCUGGGCUCCAUGCAUGGGGCUCCACCACAGCUGGCUUCCCUGAGCCUGGCCCACUGCUCUUCGCUGAAGGACGCCUCAGUGCUCUCCAUGAUCCCAGUGCUGGGCCCAAGCCUCAGGGUGCUAGACUUGUCCUCCUGUGUGGCCCUCACCAACCGGACCCUGCAGGCCAUCUGCACGUACCUCACCCACCUCUCAGUCCUGCGCCUGGCUUGGUGCAAGGAGCUGUGUGACUGGGGGCUUCUGGGGCUGGGGGAGCCUGUGCACGAGACCCAGCCACACACACAGCUGGAGCAUCAGGCCUCAGGCACCAAGGACCCCGAUCCCGAGCCACAGGGCCCCUCCCUGCUCAUGCUGCGAGCCCUGCAGGAGUUGGACCUCACAGCCUGCAGCAAGCUGACUGAUGCCAGUUUAGCCAAGGUGCUCCAGUUCCCCCAACUGAAGCAGUUGUCCCUGAGCCUGUUGCCAGCACUCACAGACAAGGGCUUGGUGGCUGUGGCCAGGGGCUGUCCCAGCCUGGAGCGCCUGGUACUGAGUCACUGCAGCCGCCUCAGUGACGAGGGCUGGGCCCAGGCAGCCAGCACCUGGCCAAGGCUGCAGCAUCUCAACCUGUCCAGCUGCAGUCAGCUCACAGAGCAUACACUGGAUGCCAUUGGACAGGCGUGCAGGCAGCUCCGGGUGUUGGAUGUGGCCAUGUGCCCUGGCAUCAACAUGGCCGCCGUCAGGCGCUUCCAGGCCCAGAUGCCCCAGGUGUCCUGCGUCCAGUCCCGCUUUGUGGGAGGGGCUGACCUGACCCUAUCACUCUGAGGCCAGGUUAGUAACUAGCCCUGCAGCUCAGCCUCCUUGACUCCCCCAGUCCCCAACCCCGGCCUUGAGCCGGGUUGCCUCCGUUGAGGACUGGGGGUGGGGCCAAUCCAGGGCAACCCAGGGAACUUCCUGCCGCAUAGCCUGGCAGCAGCCUCUUUCCAACCACACAUCGCUGCCACAGGCUCCUGCUCUCUGGUCAGGCCCUGGUUGGGAGGCCAGGCCCCCAGCAGGUGGGGUCGGGAGCUGGGAGGAGCAGACCCUAUGUCUCUUGCCUGCCCUCUUCUCAGACCUAAGGCCCGGCUCCAUCUAUUCCUGUGGGACUCUCCCCGCCCCACCCCAGUGUGCACUGAGCUUCAGCACUGAGCCCAGGUCUGUGUUGUAAACCCUAAGAUUAAACAUUCCAGAUAGUA
This is a messenger RNA of Callithrix jacchus (white-tufted-ear marmoset), 3813 nucleotides long. RefSeq names its product F-box/LRR-repeat protein 2-like. Gene Ontology annotation, cellular component: SCF ubiquitin ligase complex. Gene Ontology annotation, molecular function: protein binding. Gene Ontology annotation, biological process: SCF-dependent proteasomal ubiquitin-dependent protein catabolic process. NCBI's taxonomy places the organism in Eukaryota, Metazoa, Chordata, Mammalia, Primates, Cebidae. The record is from RefSeq and is a predicted model, not a curated record.